Molecule: messenger RNA, 1036 nt
Organism: Carassius gibelio (silver crucian carp)
Lineage: Eukaryota; Metazoa; Chordata; Actinopteri; Cypriniformes; Cyprinidae
Product: chymotrypsin-like protease CTRL-1
Exons: 6
Coding region: 1-891 (296 amino acids)
Biological process (GO): proteolysis
Molecular function (GO): serine-type endopeptidase activity
Source: RefSeq, a predicted model, not a curated record
AUGACCUUCACCAUCUUCUCCAUCACCUGUCUUGCCCUGGUGGCCUCUGCUCUGGGUUGUGGAGUCCCUGCGAUUAAACCGCAGACGAUCGGCAGCAGGAUUUUGAACGGACAGAAUGCCAUCUCUGGUUCUUGGCCCUGGCAGGUCUCUCUCCAGAUUCCACAUCUGCGGAGGAUCCUUGAUCAACGAGAACUGGGUUCUCACUUCUGCCCAAUGCGCUGUCGUGUAAAAUUCUUCAAUCUGACAAACAUCACAUACAAAAGUGGUAAAUAUAUACACUGUCUGCUUUCUGUUGGUCAUUUAUGUAUUCAUUUUAUCUCUAUUUCUCUUUAUAGUGCUGGCUAUCAUAGUGUCAUUCUUGGAGAACAUAAUCGUGUCUCCAAUGCUGAACGCAUCCAGGUCAAACCAGUUUCCAAGGUCAUCACCCAUCCGCUGUACGACAUGGAAACCUUCGACAAUGACAUUGCUCUGCUGAAACUGUCGUCUCCAGUCACAUUCACUCCUCGUAUCUCUCCUGUAUGCCUGGCCGAAUCAAACGCCAGCAUCGUGCCUGGAACCCGCUGCUUCACCACUGGCUGGGGUAAAACGGGCACCACAUCAAACCCUCUGAUCCUGCAGCAAACAAGCAUACCUAUCAUAAGUCCUGCUGUGUGCAGGCAGUUGUGGGAUCCGAGCACAAUCACUGAUGCCAUGAUCUGUGCUGGAGCCUCUGGUUCCUCGUCUUGCCAGGGUGAUGCUGGUGGUCCUCUGGUGUGUGAGAGUUCAGGGGUCUGGACACUGGUGGGCUCAGUGUCUUGGGGAAGAAGCACUUGUGACCCCCGUUUCCCUGCAGUUUACACCAACAUCUCCAAAUUGCACUCUUGGAUCAAUGAGACAAUUUCUUCCAACUAGAUCACCAGUCUGAAUAUUUAUCCACCAGAGGAACAAAAAGCUGUUUUUAAUUAUUCAAAUGUAAUACAGUUUAUCUGUGUUGGUGUGUUUUUCAGUCUAUCUAUGGCUCUAAUGAUCUAGUGGUUACUUCAUGCUACUGUUUUCU